This is a messenger RNA of Oikopleura dioica, 1869 nucleotides long. Lineage: Eukaryota; Metazoa; Chordata; Appendicularia; Copelata; Oikopleuridae. The record is from the annotation of a GenBank genome assembly.
AUGAGCGAAUUUAGCGAAAUAUCACAAGAAAUAGUCGAGGACGAAGAAGUAGCUGGAAUCACGGAAAAGAAAGACAACGAAAAACAAGAUGACCUCGAAAAGCUGGUCCUCAGUGCAAACUGUGGCGGUAUGCUCGGGCUGCUGCAGGCUAGAACGUGCGCAAACCCAAACACCGCCGCCGAGGAGGUGAACUAUUUCAAGACAUCUCGUGGAAAAAAUUUCCGCCUUCGGCCGCGCACUCCUGUUCGAAAACUCGCCAAGCGUGAUGUUGGAGAUGUUGCUGCUCCGUCGACUUCUGAAGAAAUUAAUGAAGCUGUCAGUCGAUUUACAACGCUUCUAAGUCCGGUGGUGAAAGAUGAGACGCUUGCGCGUUUUCUCGUGGUCGGCUACAAAUUCUCCUCGCCAAUGGCGCGGGCGAUCGAGGUGCCCGUGCUCGAGUGUAACGAUGACAUCAACGAUGACGACCUCGAGUCGGACAUUUGCAAUGAGUGUGUCUUCUGCGAGCGGGACCAAGUUCGACACCACCGGACAAAGAAAAACGAGCACACACUCAUGCGAGCCUUGAGAUCUCCCUGCCGCUGUAGUCACGAAGAAGAGCACAAGAAAAAGAACUACGAUGGACUGGUCAAGGACCCGACCCCAGUGCUCGAAGAAGACAAAGAAAUAAAAGUCGAAAAUGGAACCGACCAUAAAAAUCAAGAGAAUCAGAACACUAAUACUCCUGCUAACAGUAACUCCAGAGCUGCAACCUCCACUUCUUCAAGAAAACGCUGCAACCACGACAACUCCGAAACAUGUGCAAAACGAGUAUCCGUCAUUAUGUCCAAGCCGAGAUCGACCAACGAGGGCGACACUGGAUUCAACACUGGUUCAAGAUCUGCUCUCUCUGUUUCUUCCUUCACAACUCCUGUCCCCUCUUCACAAAGUUAUAUUAGCAAGAAUCCUCCUUCAUCAUCUCAUCAAAACCAUCACCACCAGCACCAGCACCACCAUCACAACCAUCAAAAUCAUCAAAAUCACCAGAAUCGCCAGAGAGAUCAGCAAAACCACGCUGGAAAAGAAAUUUUACCUCGGCCAAGUGCUCAUUUGGACCAAAAUCAACAAGCUGCUAUGCAACGAAAUCAUCAAAACCAGCAAGUUCAGCCUCUUCCAAGGCCACAGUUCAAAGUAGAACCACCUCAGGAGUUCCAACGAACGCCUAUGCUUCCUCAUUUUCCCCACGGGCACAGAAUGGGGCACCCAAACUUCAAUCAAGCUAUGCAACUGAUGCAGCAGCAAAACUCGCUCUACAGCCAGCACCAGCAGCAAAUGCCCGCCCAGCGUGCCGAUAGCGUCCAAAGUAUGCCGGCGUACUUGUCCAGCUAUCGAAUGCGCGAUUCUAUGUCGCAGAUGAUCCGCCCAGAUCAUCCGAUGAAUAUCAAAGUUGCCUUCAAUAAUUUAGCGCUAAAACUCGGAAUAUCGCGGUCAAUUCCAAAACAUACAGAACAACAAGUGACCGACCUUCUUCAAAUUGCUUGUGAAGUCAGAAGGGAUCAAGAAUGCGACUAUUUCUUCUGCCCAUGGCAAGAGUGCCCCAAGUUCUUCAAUCGGCGCGACUCGCUCGUCCGCCACCUUCGAGUCCACGUGGAUGUUCGAUCAUUUCAAUGCGAAAAAUGCGACCAGAGAUUUCUUCGCUCCGAUCAUUUGCGGGUUCACAUGCUGAGGCACACAGGAGAGCAGCCAUUCGCAUGCAUCGUCUGUGGAAACACUUUUGCUAGAAAAGAUUUGAGAAACAGGCAUAUGAAAGCGACGCAUUACAAAAAUGAACGGCCGCCGCAGCGUGUACUAGACCUGUUGGAAGGCGCGAGUUGGGACGAUAUUCCGAUUUAG